AUGUCCGAUCAGGAUAUUAAUUUUGUUAAAGGAUGUGCACAACAUACUGAAGAUGAAAAAGAAAAAGAUCUAAGUCUUUGUUAUACAUAUCCUACUAUAGAUGAAAAACCGGAAAUGAAUGUUCUUACUAAUACAAAUGAUAAUAAAAACAUACGACAAUUAGAUCAAGACACAUUUGUUGAGGAUGGUUUAUAUAUUUCUGAUAAUCCAUUUGUAUACAGAGAUCUUAGUUUUUCUCAGUUUGAAACUAUGAAAGUUUUAGAAUACGAAUCGAAACGUAAAUUUUCCGGUAAAUUGUUAGAAAUUGUAAUUCGUGAAGUAAACAUUAAUACCUUACAAGAUCAAUCAGAUUCAGUUGAAAUCAUGUCUGUCUAUUUUUUAUUCAAAAAAAAAGUUAUAUUUAAAACAAGUAGUCCCUUUAAUAGAAAAUUGCAUAAAUUGCUAAUCAAGAAUUCAGAGUGUUUUAAUCUUUCCAUUCAAGUGCACGCUAACAGUGGUCAGUCCAGUAUAUUACCAUUACCAUUACCAAGAUGUAAUGUUGAAAAUAAUAAAGUAGAAAUAGAGUUUGCUAUAAGUGAUAAUUCUGGUCAUAUACAUGCUGGAACAGUAGUGUGUACAAUUAGCUUGAGUAAUUAUGGUGAAACAGAGGAGAAGUUAUACCCAAUGCCUAUUUAUAAAUUAAGUAAUGAUCCAAAUGAUCCUCAAAAUUGUUUAUCUUUACUUAGACCAUCAAAGGACAUACAGAAUAAGCCAGUGAAAUAUUUUUUAUUGGAACAUCCAGCAUUAACUUUUGAUACAGGUUCAGAAGUCAUUGUUCCUAGAAAAGUUGAAGUACAAGAAACAAAACUUCCAGAUAUAGUUAUAACAGAACAACCUGCAUUUUCUUUAUUUGAUAUAUUUAGAAACUUGUUCCAAGUUAAACAUCCAUUAGAAUCAUCAUCUGGUACUCGUAGGCAUCAUACAAUAGGAAGAACUGUUUUGACUGUUUCUGUUUUGCGAGGAAUAGAAAUACCAAUUAGGGAAGAGUCUGCACUGGUCCAACCAUUUGUAGAAGUUGAAUGGGGUAAUACAAUUCACUCUACAUCUAUAGCAGAAGGUUCAGCACCUAUAUGGCAACAAACAAUGUACUUUGAAUUAUCAAGACAAAAUGAUGAACAGUGUAUUAAGUUUCGUUUGUAUGAUCAGCAUCCUAUUUGGGGUCAACAGUGGCUAGGUGAAGCCAGAAUUCCUCUUGAACAUCACAGAAAUUAUCAAGAGCUUGAAAGGUGGAUUACACUAUCUCCUUUAUUCAGUCCAGUGCUAUUAUUUGGAUACAUCCCAGCUAGCCCUGGUCAACCAUGUACUCGAAUUUAUGUUCUACUUAAAAUAGAACAUCCCAGUGCUUUUAAAUCUGUUGAAAGUUCUACUAUAAAUAUGUUAUUGAAAGGGAUACAACGGUGUCUUGGUACAUCAUAUAAAAUUAGUGGCUUAGAAAAUCCCAAGGAUGCAGCAAAAUUGGCAAUGCUCUUACCUUCACUACCAAAUCAUUAUGGACCAAUUACACCACGUCAAGCAUUAAACAUAAAGAAAGUGGAUCACUAUGGAAGAGCAGCUUUACUUGCAGUAUUAUUACAAGGCUUUGAUUUACAAACAUAUGUUUUAUUAGGGUCUUCACAAAUAAGCAAAUGGACAUCAUUUGUUUUAAGUAUCAGUGAAAAUGCAAUACACACACUAUGGGAUCCAGAAGUGGGAAGUUAUUAUAAACUGGAUGAUAGUCUUUGUCCUUUAAUGAAGGUAUCUCGUCUAAUCAACCACUCUGGUACAUGGGAAAAUUUACAAAAAUCUAUUCUACCUCAUAAUUUAAAGUAUGAUGUGAAAUUAACUAAAGAAUGGAGAUCCCUUGAUACUACUGCUUCAUCAAAAAGUGAUCAUACUCUUCAAGUAUUGGAAUUAAAUAUUACAGAUGCAGAAAUGAAACAAAUUAAGAAAACAGCCAUAGAUAUAGAGCUGUUUCUGAAAGAUAAGUUGGCUCAUUGGCGUAGUGCAAUUGGCUUAACAACAAUAUUUAAUCGACAUGCGACAACCAUUUUACGAAAUUUUCUUUUCAAAAUAGAACCUUCUUCAGAAGUACAACUAGAUAGGAGAGAUUUGAAACAAUUAUAUAGAGCUUAUCAUAUUCAUGGCUUUAUUUUAAAUAAACGCGAAUGUCAUAUUGACGAUUUGAGUGAACAUUUACGUGCAACAAAGAUUUAUGAUAUUAAUGGUCCUGUUGAAUUUGCAGUGGUGUGUUAUGUGCAGCCUUAUGUUGGUAAAAUUUCAUCAGUUUGGUUAGCUGUUGUAAUUCUUAGAAGUCGUGAUUAGUUAUUUACAUAGUAAGGGGGUAUUCCCGUUUGAACAACCAUUUUUAACGAAAUAUUUGCGAAUUUAUUUAGCAGAAUCUAUAAGCUCAACAUACGUGGCGUUCUGUAUAUACAUAUAUUCAAGUAUGUUCGAAGUUCGAAUUCGUCUAGUAGUUUCUGAAAAAUCAAUGUGGCCGUCUUAAAACACGUUUUCAAAAAAACGUAUUUAAACGGCGUGACAUUUACAUCUCUAUAG
Molecule: messenger RNA, 2574 nt
Organism: Habropoda laboriosa
Lineage: Eukaryota; Metazoa; Arthropoda; Insecta; Hymenoptera; Apidae
Product: coiled-coil and C2 domain-containing protein 2A-like
Exons: 3
Coding region: 1-2340 (779 amino acids)
Biological process (GO): non-motile cilium assembly; protein localization to ciliary transition zone
Cellular component (GO): ciliary transition zone
Source: RefSeq, a predicted model, not a curated record